Messenger RNA from Lindgomyces ingoldianus, 294 nucleotides. RefSeq lists its product as uncharacterized. The transcript has 2 exons. The record is from RefSeq and is a predicted model, not a curated record. NCBI's taxonomy places the organism in Eukaryota, Fungi, Ascomycota, Dothideomycetes, Pleosporales, Lindgomycetaceae. The annotation marks the transcript as partial.
AUCGUCUUUGUCCAUGGCCUCCAGGGACACCCACGGGAUACCUGGACGGGCCAAGGAGACGAUGUUUUCUGGCCAAGAGACUUGCUUAAGGAUGACUUCCCUAAGGCAAGAGUUAUGACGUUUGGCUACAACACCAAUGUCACCAGAGGCUACACGGCGGCACAUCAAGGCAACAUCUUUUCCCACGCAAGAGAUCUCCUGUAUGCAUUAGAGAGGAAGAGGAGGAAGGCAGCAGACCGGGAUCUGGUCUUUAUCGCGCAUUCGCUUGGUGGGAUCUUGGUAAAAGAAGUGUUG